AUGUCCUCGGGCACAUCCAGCUCGCUCAUGCCUCUGCUGCACCCGCUAUGUCAAAUGUGUACUCAUGUUUCCUGUUCUUUUUCUAACUGUUGGCGAAGGUUGUUCCCAACCCCGCUUCAACUGACGAUUUCCUCCUCCCCGUUUGCACCUAUACCCGCCCUCCUCCACCAUUGCCAUCCCUCUACGCACCCCUACUCCUGUCGCAUGUGCACUCUGUGCCCACAUACAGAAGGUAUGUACCUCCUGUUUGUAUCCUUUCCACCAGCCCUCCCUCGACCUGUGUCCUCUUGA
Heterobasidion irregulare TC 32-1 is the source of this 291-nucleotide messenger RNA. RefSeq lists its product as uncharacterized. The coding region runs from base 1 to 291 and encodes 96 amino acids. The transcript has a single exon. The record is from RefSeq and is a predicted model, not a curated record. Lineage: Eukaryota; Fungi; Basidiomycota; Agaricomycetes; Russulales; Bondarzewiaceae.